This is a messenger RNA of Dichomitus squalens LYAD-421 SS1, 759 nucleotides long. RefSeq lists its product as uncharacterized. The record is from RefSeq and is a predicted model, not a curated record. The transcript is spliced from 4 exons. Gene Ontology annotation, molecular function: protein dimerization activity. The annotation marks the transcript as partial. NCBI's taxonomy places the organism in Eukaryota, Fungi, Basidiomycota, Agaricomycetes, Polyporales, Polyporaceae.
UUUCUGUUCGCCACAAAUGAUAUAUCUUCAAGCACACGGGGUCUAGUACAUGAAGUAAUACCGUACAUCGAUGUCCUGACGGCCCAUCUCGAUGAUUUCCAGGACAACCUUUCACUCACUUCCGCUAUCCUUGCAGCAGCGAAGCGUGGUCGACUCAUGCUCAGCAAGUACUACAGUCUCACUGAUGAGACACCCAUCUUCCGCAUUGCAAUGAUCAUGCACCCGGCGUACAAACUUUCGUAUUUCCGGAAGGCGGACUGGCCCGAAGCCUCGAUUCAAGAGGCCUGCCGACUCAUCACACACGAAUGGACCACGCGCUACAAGCCCGCUCCGGCUGCUAAUCUCACAGGUCCCGCUGUUGGUCCGUCGACGGGAGAGGGGACAACGCGUUCCUGGUCCUGUACGGUUCAGAUUACGCGGUCCGUGCUGGCGGACCGUGAUGCUUUGGAGGCCUAUCUCGAGGCCCCACCGCUAGCCACUGUAAAGGAUCCAUUGGCGUACCAGAACACUGCCAUUAAGAGCGGCUCGGAGGACCCUGCGCUUGCACACAUGGCCCUCAACUUCCUGUCGAUUCCUGCCACGUCUGUUGACGCCGAGCGAGCCUUCUCUCGUGGCAGACUUAUGGUGAACCGCCUCCGGACGUCUCUCAGUGACAAGUCUGUUCGUGCGGGGACGGUCUUGGCGUCCUGGGCUCGGGUGGAUGGGCUUGUCAACAAGAGCAAAGCUGUCGCCUUCCUGGGUGACAAGAGAGGGGCUUGA